Messenger RNA from Batrachochytrium dendrobatidis JAM81, 828 nucleotides. RefSeq lists its product as uncharacterized. Gene Ontology annotation, cellular component: nucleus. Gene Ontology annotation, biological process: rRNA base methylation. Gene Ontology annotation, molecular function: 23S rRNA (adenine(1618)-N(6))-methyltransferase activity. The record is from RefSeq and is a predicted model, not a curated record. The transcript is spliced from 9 exons. Bases 1 to 828 code for a protein of 275 amino acids. Lineage: Eukaryota; Fungi; Chytridiomycota; Chytridiomycetes; Rhizophydiales.
AUGUGUUUUUUGUCUAUUGACGCUGAAAAUUUAUUUGACAGCCUUCGCAAAACUAGAACCGGAUCGAUUAUCGAAUUCGGAGAUCCAAAGGCUGUCAGAGAGCUCACUUGUGCACUGCUAUUUAAAUACUUUGGUCUUCGACUCGAAAUCCCGCUCGACUCGCUGUGUCCUCCAGUUCCGAACAGGCUGGAUUAUAUAUUACAUAUUGAAGACUUGCUCUCCGAAUCCAAUCCAUCUUUGGACGCCACUGUACGCGGAAUAGAUAUUGGAACAGGAGCAUCUUGUAUAUAUCCCUUACUCGGCUGCAGCAGAAAUCCAAAAUGGUCGUUUUUAGCACUUGAGAUUGACGAAAGAAGUAUUGAUUUUGCUACUCAGAAUGUGAACCGAAACUCGCUUCAAAACUGUAUCACUGUAGUAAAGGGAUCUACUCAAAAACCCAUCAUCUCAUUACCCAAUGAUAAUCAAAUGUAUGACUUUUGUAUGUGCAAUCCGCCAUUUUAUUCCGAUGAGGAAGAAAUGAGAGUCUCUCGCAGCAUUAAGCAACAAGCACCUUUAUCGCUAUGUAUGGGAUCUCAGAAUGAGAUGCUUCAACCAGGAGGCGAAGUUGCAUUUGUAACAUCGUUAAUUGAAGAGAGUCAGAUUCUAGGAUGUCGUAUUACAUGGUAUACAUCCUUGGUCGGGUUUCGGGAAAAUGCACAAAGACUCGAGGCAUUAUUGCAUCAGAAACAGAUUCCUGUAGUGCGGCGUGCAGUUUACAAACAAGGCCGGACAUCCAGAUCGAUAUUAACGUGGAGUUUCAGAAAAGAGUUUUGUAAGAGUCAAAACUAG